UGAUGUUUGGUGUCUUAGGAUUAUAAGAAUGACCGAGGUGUACUCUAAAAAAACCAGACCAAAAACUGCUUAUAGAAUGGUUUUCUUCAGUGCAUUAAAUGAAAGUCGACCUCGUACAGAAUAUGGGCAACCUAUGAUGCCAUUAAAGAAAGGUAGAUCAAGCACUGAUUAUUUAUAUGAUAUUAACCAAUGUCAUGAGAGGCCGAUAUCAACUCCAGAUAUAUAUGGUUUUGGUAAAAUCAAACAGUUAAAAACUGAUGAAAAAGAGACAAUGAGUUCUGCACGUUAUGAAAACCUAGAAUUAUUAGUGCCUUAUCAAGUACAAAUUAAAGAAGAUAGCAUUGAUCAUUUUUCAGUUGAACAAUUAAUUAAAAAUUUUGAAUAUCAUUAUACACAGAUUUUGUUAAGAACUUUGACAAUUCUGUUUCAACAUUAAAUUACUGGCUCAAAAAGUCUCCAAAGUUUGCAACUGCUGUUGAGCUUAUUCAAAUGCAUCCUCAAUGUGAAAAUCUUGGUCUUCAGCAUCAUAUGCUGGAGCCAAUACAAAGGAUUCCUCGCUAUAAACUGCUUUUACAAGAUUAUAUAAAGAAAUUACCAAUCAAUUCUACAGACUAUAAUGAAGCUGAAGAAUCACUAACUAUUAUUUCAAAAGCUGCAGAGAAUGCAAACAGCUCUUUAAGAGAUAAUGAUAAAUUUAAAGUCCUUUUAAACAUUCAAGAGCGCAUUGUAGAUGGAUUGAGGGGAGAGAGUUUGGUUACUGCUAGCAGGGCAUUUUUAAAAGAAGGAGUAUUAACAAAACUUGCUGCAAGAAGUGGUACUAGAAAUGUUCGAACUAUCCUACUAUUUAGUGAUCUUCUGCUUUGUUGCUGCGAGUCAACUAUUGGUAAAUUAAGAGUUCGCCAAAUCAUGGAUCUGAUUGGUCUUCAUAUUGUUCAAGAUGAUUCACUUCCAGAAAACUCUUUCAGAAUCCAGAGUCGACAGCGUAUACUUGAUUUGAUUGCUAACACACUUGAAGAAAAAGAAGAAUGGGUCUCAGCAAUUAAAAAUGCUGUUGAUGAUAUUGACAAUAAGAGAGGUACUUUGAUUUGCAAAGCAUUAGAAAAUGAUGAAGGAAUUAAUAAUGAUAUUGUUGGUCAGAAAGCUCCAUUGUGGGUUAAAGAUGAGGAUGUAACAAUGUGUAUGUUAUGUACCUUAAAAUUUGGGCUUAUAUACAGAAAGCACCAUUGUCGUGGUUGCGGAAAAGUGGUUUGUGAUAAGUGUUCAAACUAUCGCUCAGUUCUUGCAUAUGCUGGUAAUCAACUUCAGAGAUUAUGUCAUUGUUGUUUUAAAAAAUUGAAUCCAAACAUUAACCUGGAAUCAUUCCCUGAUGACAAAGAAUUAGAUCUUUCUAGACAAUCUAAUGCAUUCUCAGAUAUGAGUGGAUUUUUGUUUUGGAAAGCACCUGGUAAAAGUUGGUCAAAGGAAUGGGUAGUUCUUUCUGACUAUGUCCUAUAUAUACAAAAAAAAAAACAACAAGAUAUUAAACCUUGGUUUACACUACCAGUUCCUGGAUAUAAAGUAGAAGAAGUAUUAUCGAUAGAUGAAAUUGAUGCACCCCAUCCGCACUGUAUAACGCUUCAUAAAGAAAAUAAAAAAGAAUUAACGUAUUAUCUUUGUUCUGAUAAAAAAGAAGUCAUUAAUAAAUGGAAAAAUCAUCUUUGCUACGCUAUCCGACUCGAGAAACUUACGGAAAAAGAAGAUGUUUAAAGUUAUCAUGUUUUAUAAAACAAACAAAUGAAAUGAAAAAGAAGAAAUAAUGAGAUAUUUAAAUGUUUUGUAAUUUUUCAAAUAUUUUAACAUGUAAGUAUUUUUUUUUUUUUAAAUAAUGAAUUAUACAUAUAUUUUUCUUUUGAAAGCAUUAUAUAUUUCAAUGGCGAAAUCA
Messenger RNA from Hydra vulgaris (swiftwater hydra), 1921 nucleotides. The record is from RefSeq and is a predicted model, not a curated record. Lineage: Eukaryota; Metazoa; Cnidaria; Hydrozoa; Anthoathecata; Hydridae.